UCUCUCUCCAGCCUCUGUGUGUCUCUGCCGCUCCCAAACACACCGGAGACUACAAGCAAGACGAAGAAGAAAAAAGAAAAAAAAAAAAAAGCAGACAGCAGCUGAUGAAAAUAAGGAAGUAAAAACGCUGUCGGACUGGAGCUAGAGUCCCAUUUUUACUGCCUUGCAAAGUAAAAAACACACCAGUCGACAGCUCGGUAAUAGCAUUCAAGGCACGACGGUUGUGCUACGGAAGUUAGCCGUCAAGCUAAUUCCUACACAUUUUCUGCAAACAGAAAAACAAAAAAAAACACAACAAGAGGUGGACAGGAAGACACAGACGAACUUACAUCUCUGAUCCCCAGAAUUUUUUAAUCAGCCACCAUGGACCACCAAGGGGAAGAACCAAUGGGGCUGAAACAGGAAGAGCUGCCGCAGAUGGACGGUUCGUGCGACGCGUGCGAGCCCGAUGAGGCCCAGCCAGCGACACAAGUGUGCCACACCUGCAGCUUCGCCUUCUGCCCGCUUCACGCUGACAGACACGCCAGCAACACACAUCACGCGUUGAUGCCUUAUAACUGUGAUGGGACACAGGCUAAUGGUCUUGGCACAAACGGGGACUCCAGAGUCGGAGGCGAGGAUGAGGCCGGGGCAGAGGGGGCGGCUGGAACGGGUUCAAAUCAGGCCACGGUACCACUUGGGUUGGCGGCGGCCGGUGGCGGCGAGAGUGGCAAUGUCGAGGAGGGAGAGGCGGCCCAGAAUCCGCCGCCUCUGGAAGCUGAGCUGGGUGGAGGAGCUGAGGGAGCGGAGGCCAUGCCUGCCGGAGAGGCCGGGAAGAAGGACAGCGUGACAGUGGAGAGGCUCCGCUGCAAGGAGCAUGGACAGGAAGGCUCCCUCUACUGUAAACCAGAUGAAAAGAUAAUCUGCGUGGUAUGCGCGGUGCAGGGCGAGCACAGGGGGCAUGAGAUCAUCACUCUGUAUGAGGCCUACGUGUGGCAGAAGAGCAGGGAGGGUUACGACCUGCUGGGCUGUACACAACAGAUGGCUGAGAACGUCAAGACUAAGUGGACCAACCCCGAGAUGUCUACAGAGGAGCUGGAAGAAUACGUGAACAGGCAGUUCGACGAGCUCCGCAAGCUGGUGCGUCUGGAGGAGAAGAGGUUCCUCCACCUGGUGGACCUCAAAGAAGCGUUCCUCACCGCGUCCGCCGCCGAGAAGAUCGCAGAGAUCACCGUCGAAACCGAAAAGCUGCAGGAAGAGAUGGCCAACAUCACGCACCAGCUGUGCCUGCUAGAACAGGCCGAGUCACAGGCUCCUGCGGUGGCAGUCGAGGCCCUCGUGGCAGCGAAUCGACCAGCAAACAGAGCGCUGCGCGACAUUGAGGCCAGGCCAAGGCUGCCAGAGCCGAGGGCAAACCCCAUGAACCCGCGGGACUUGGAAGACAAUGAUUCAGGGCCGUCCAUGGACCACGCCCCGUGAUACAAGCAGACCGGAGUCCGACUACAUCCACCUGUCCUUCACUGUCUGCUUCAGCCAGCCGUCAGCCCUGUCACGCUGUCAGGCCGGCCCUCUUUCUGUCACUCGUCUCCCUCUCUCUCUCUCCUCCCCUCUCAGGCGCCUGCUGGCAGUGAACUGACCUUGAAGAAGGCUGGUGUGACAAAUAUGGAUGGCCACGUCUUUUCUACUCAAACUUUUUUUAAUUCCUCACUAGCUACUAACUUUCUUUAAUUGAGGCACGCAAGUUAUGUGCAAUCAAUUACCAUCAGGCUCAAUUUCCACAGCCAGUCAGAUCCUUGGCUUACUGGUGAGCCUGGCUGACUCGGUAGAGGAGCCUGGGUAGGCAGCCGAGCAGAGCAUCUGUUAAGCCCAACAGAUGACAGAAACGGGGAAUUCGGUGACAUUGUGCGCUUCACUCUUUCGUCCGCGGUAUCAUUUUCGAUGCCGCCAUCUCGACAAGCACUCUGGACGCUCUCAGAUGUAGAAAGGACACAUUUCUCAGAUGCCACGAUGCCUUAUAUCAUCCACAGAAUAUAUAUAUAUGUCGCAAAGGUGUUCGGGGUGUUAUAUUUUGAUUGUAAAAAAAAAAAAAGUGUCUCUUGUGCUUUCCGUCAUCCUGCCGCCUUCACCCUACACCCCGCUGAGUCUUAACGCUUGUAGAUUUGUGCGCACUUCCUCGUGUUCUUGUCAGAUCUGUUAUCAAACCCGGGGGACGUUUUGACACCUAUUGAUUGGCGAACGUUGCCGAGUCUUUGUUGGGUGAAAAUCGAAUUGCGUCUUGACUUGCGAAACAGCGCUACGGCAGCAUCGGCGUCUCCAUGCGCUGUAAUGUAAGAGCUCAUUACCGCGGGCCAAUCUGCAGCACAUGACAGAUUACAGUCCAGACAAGCGCACGCACUUUCCUACCUUGACCCGCUCAGCUUUAGUUUUCAUUUAUGAUGUACUGCCACCAGUCCGUCCAUAUCAGCAGUUUGUUUUUAAUGUGAUUGAUUCGGUUGCCUUAAACUCGGAAUUGAAAGCGGUGUCACCCGUAAUCUGUGGGACAAGUCUGACAACGACAUGACUUCACUACUGUAGCGCUGCACUAAAAUGCACUGAGAAUUGUUUACCCGCCCAGGGGAAAUGUUGGUGUGUCAACAGCCUAUUGGGAAAAAAAAAAAAAAACACAACUGCUCGAGCUUAUUCUGUUUCUGGUGUAACGAAAGACAGGAGUCUGACUGUCUGAUGUUUCCUCUUGUUUUUAUUUGUCUAUUUUUAUCUUAAAUCUAUAAAUAAACAGCCUGUUUCUUAUACUGGAUGCAGAAGAUGAGACUGUCUCCACUUUAAGGACCGUUCUCGUGUCAUUUGUCUCUUGCAAAACUCUGGAAACACCUGAAAGCCAUCUGUCAGCCGAGUCACCACUAUCAGAAAACCUUACGGGCAUGUAAGACAUUUUCAUUCUGAUGAAUGGAGACAGGAAAAGAGAUGAAAUGCCCUAAAGAGGGAAUUCAGGAUGGGGAGAAUUUCUAGUUUUCCUUCAUUAAAAUUCAAAGCAGCAACCCAUCCAGAUAGGCCUGGGAAUUGGAGGUUUGGGAACAAGGGGGUGAUGGAGCAGCAGAGCUCUUUAGGGUCUCCGCUUCUCUACAGAUGCAUUUAAAUACAGACUGGUUUCAUGCCUACAGACCCAGACAAGCCAGAAUCCACUUUGAUCAACUCAUAACCUCAAUCUGAAAGCCUUUGUCUCUCCGCCGCUCCUUUUCCCUUUUCGCAUUACUUCUCUCGCUUUCUCAGAAACACACCAUGCGGCACACAUUCGCUUCGCACCUGCUUUCUACCUGAGCUGCUUCAUCAAGCCAAGAGUGCCUUCUCAGCACUUAAUUGAGAUAUUGACUUGGAGAAACACUGAGAUAUUGACUCAGAUAAACCCAUUUAGCCGCUGGCUAUUGCUAUCCUGAUGGUAACAUCUAGUUUUGUAUUCUCUGCUGAGUUUAACUUUUGAUCUUCAGCGUUCACAAAGCCAUUGUCUACUGACCAAGCUGCGGAGCACUUGAACCCCGUUAAAGAUUUUCCUCCCCUGUGUGUGUUUUAGUGUGUCUAAGGCUAAAUUGAUUUAGGCUCUCCGGGCGUGGGCAUUGCCAGAUGCAGGCUCCUGUGCUAUCAAAGGGGAGGCUGGUUUCAGCGGAUAAUCAUAUCCCCUCAUGUGCGUUGCUUAUGCCACGGCGCAAGAAUAACAAACCUGAGGGGGGGACAAUGUGCCUGUUGUCAGGGGAGGAAAUGGAGAGGAGAAGAUUGUCUGAUCUCAUUUAGCCAGGGAGACCACAAGGUUCCCUUUUUUUCCACACCCAAUUACACCUGCUCCUCCAGGUUCACUCCACUGAGCAUGUUCACAGAGAGACACAAAGAUGCACAAACAAACAGAAGCACCGCCGUAAGACCUCCGCUUUCCUGACGGAGCAAAAGAGAGAGAGAGAGGGGGAAAGAAAAAAAAAAGACUAUUUGUGUAUUUGUAUUGACAUGAAUUAAUUGCUUCAUGGGUUGUGAGAUUGAAUUAGCUACGUGACAUGCUUGCAAGUGGCGAUGCAGCUUUGAUUGCCGCCUUUAAUAGAGCCUGUUUCUCUGCCAUCAUUUUAAAAGACAGUUGGAGUCUGUAGUUUCACAGUAAUGGAGCAGCUCCACCACCCACCAACCCACUAUGACAUGCCUUAAUGAUUCUGUUUAUUACCAUGCAAGAGCUAGAAGAGAAGUAGGAAAUUUCCUCUAAUAACAGAGCACGCAUUGCCCUGAGACGUGUGUGUGUGCGCUGCAUGUGUUACUCUAUAUGUGUGUGUGUGUGUGUGUGCAUGUGCUACUCUAUAUGUGUGUGUGUGUGUGUGUGUGUGCCUUUAAGUAUUUGCGAGGAUGUGCAUUAGCCUGUGAAAAAUGACAGUUUAUUUGCAGACCCACACUUCCACCCUUGCUCAAAUUGCAUGUUCUUGUACCAUUCAAGAGAAUGUAUUGCUUGUCUCACAGUAAAUGCACUUUCUUA
This is a messenger RNA of Stegastes partitus (bicolor damselfish), 4480 nucleotides long. RefSeq names its product tripartite motif containing 44 (gene trim44). The record is from RefSeq and is a predicted model, not a curated record. Gene Ontology annotation, molecular function: zinc ion binding. Bases 364 to 1458 code for a protein of 364 amino acids. The transcript is spliced from 6 exons. Lineage: Eukaryota; Metazoa; Chordata; Actinopteri; Pomacentridae.